AUGUUCGACGACUCGGACGGGGCGUCAUCUGAAGAUGAUAACUUCAGUUCAUACAGUGAGUCUCAUUCAGAGGACGAAGAGUCACCGACGCUACCUCCCAAAAAGAUAUAUCAGAACUUCUCGAUGAGCGGGUCUAAAGAGGGUGAGGAGGUUCCUCUAAGGUUGGAGAUGUCGUCGAUGAAUCUUGCGGUAGGGCAACGGUACGAGAGUAAAGCCGAUUUGGAGAGACGACUGAAACUUCUUACAGUGAAGAAUCAAUUUGAUUACGAUGUAGUCAUGUCAAACCCAACAUUACUCAUUGCUAAGUGUUGGAUUGAUGGAUGUAUAUGGAGGGUUCAUGCUGCUACCCAAGGGGAAUCCCCGGCGUUCUAUGUUUGUAUUUACGAAUCGAAUCAUUCAUGUUCUUCAACUAAGCGUUCUGUUCGAUCUCGACAUGCAACACCAGCUAUUUUAGGAGAGUUGUACAGGAACUUUCUCGGCGACGUUGGUCCGGCUGUUCGCCCUACGAGUGUUGGAAUAGCUAUCACUAAGCAGUUUGGUUUAAAGAUGGAUUAUUGGAAAUCCCACCGGACGCUACAAUUUGCAAGGGAAAUCGAUCAGGGAACACCUGAGAGUGGGUUUGAACGCUUGCCUUCUUACUUAUACAAGAUAAUAAGGGAAAAUCUGAGUACAGUUGCGCGUCUUCAAAUCGAUGAGAAUGGAAAAUUCAUGUAUGUGUUUCUUGCGUUUGGUGCGAGCGUAAAUGGGUUUCCUUUCAUGCGCAAAGUUGUGGUUGUCAACGGUACAUUUCUUAAUGGUAGAUACAAAGGGACGCUUCUCACGGCACUAGCUCAGGAUGGUAACUUUCAGAUUUUUCCAGUAGCCUUCGCAGUGGUUGACACUGAAAAUGAUGAUUCCUGGCAUUGUUUUUUUACGCAACUAAAACUUUUGAUUCCUGACGACGAGGGUCUUGCGAUAAUCUCGGAUAUGCAUAACUCGAUUGGGAAAGCAAUUAAAAAUGUGUAUCCGUUUGCUUCUCGUGGAAUUUGCACGUACCAUCUAUAUAAGAAUAUACUGGAACGGUACAAAGGAAAAGAUGCAUUUCGUCUGGUGAAUAAAGCGGCGAGAUGCUUUAGGAUGUCUGACUUUACUCAGAUUUUCGAGGAGAUUGAAGCGAUUAAUCCAGCACUCCACGGCUACCUCCAAAAGGCUGAUGUCCGACUGUGGACCCGUGUUCAUUUCCCGGGCGAGAGAGCAUUGUCGAAUGCUAGAGGUCUUAACAUUGUUCGAAUAUUAGAAUCGAUACGGGUUAUGAUGACCAGAUGGUUUGCUGAAUGGAGAGAGGAUGCCAGAUCACAACGAACCAUGCUUACGCGUGGUGUGGAGAAACUACUACAUGGUCGUGUAACUGCCGCCAGAGAUUUGAUGGUACAGAGGAUUGAUGAUCAUCACACUGAAGUUAAAUAUGGAUCCUCCGGCGAGUCUUUGCAUGUUGUUAAUUUGGUAGAGCGAAAGUGCACAUGUCGCCGUUUCGAACUCGAGAAAUUACCAUGUGUACACGCAAUCGCAGCGGCGGAGCAUAGGAAAGUUUCUCGUAUAUCCCUGUUCAGUCCUUACUAUACCAGCAGUUAUUUGGUUAGCGCACACGCUGAAUCGGUCAUGCCGGUUGAUUCAGCGCAACCUGUUCCAGAUAUCGUGGCUAACCAACUCUGCUUGCCCCCGACUGUACGUCAACCACCAGGCAGACCGAAGAAAAAUAUGAUGAAAUCUGCUUUAGAGGUUGCGCUAUCAAACAAACGUCCUAGGAAAGAGCACACAUGUUCUCGAUGUAGACAGAGUGGUCAUAAUGCGAAAACUUGUCCGAUGUAA
Messenger RNA from Raphanus sativus (radish), 1848 nucleotides. RefSeq lists its product as uncharacterized. The record is from RefSeq and is a predicted model, not a curated record. Lineage: Eukaryota; Viridiplantae; Streptophyta; Magnoliopsida; Brassicales; Brassicaceae. The transcript has 4 exons. Gene Ontology annotation, molecular function: nucleic acid binding; zinc ion binding. Bases 1 to 1848 code for a protein of 615 amino acids.